Molecule: messenger RNA, 958 nt
Organism: Hibiscus syriacus
Lineage: Eukaryota; Viridiplantae; Streptophyta; Magnoliopsida; Malvales; Malvaceae
Product: PLASMODESMATA CALLOSE-BINDING PROTEIN 3-like
Exons: 6
Coding region: 1-651 (216 amino acids)
Source: RefSeq, a predicted model, not a curated record
AUGGGUUUUAGACUAGUUCAGUUUCUUACAAUCUCUCUCUUGCACCUCUUCCUAUGUUCAGGAUUUUCUUCAUUGGUUAAAGUAUUUCCAGGAAACCUCCUCUCCAAGAAAUCAAUCAGAGAAAACAAAGCAACCAAGAAUCUCGGAGGUUCCUGGUGUAUUGCAAAUCAAGGUGCUUCACCAACUGCUCUACAAGUAGCUCUAGACUAUGCUUGCGGAUAUGGCGGUGCGGACUGCUCAGCUAUUCAACCUGGUGGAAUUUGUUAUGAACCCAACACUGUUCAGGAUCAUGCUUCUUAUGCUUUCAAUGAUUACUACCAAAAACACCCUGCUCCAACGAGCUGUGUUUUUGGAGGCACUGCUCAGCUUACAAAUACAGACCCAAGUAAAGGGAACUGUCACUAUGCAGCAUCCUCGCCAACAAGUGUUGCUCUGCCAGCCAGCAUAACGCCACCGGCCACCCUAUCGCCACCGGAUGCCACAACCUUGACCCCACCCUUUACGAAGAGCCCACCUUUUACCCGACCGGGCGGAGACACGGUGUAUGGUUCAGCAGAACCAACAGGACUCCCAAGCUCUGCCAGCUCUGUGUCAUUCAGCUUCCUGCUGAUCUUUGCCACAAUGUCAAUUGUUGCCGCAAACAAAAUCUAGACAUAAAGGAAGCAACUUUCAGUUACUUUUUCCAUGAACCGAUUGCAAUUUCUUUGGCUCGCCAACAGAGUUUCCGAAAAUUUCAGCAGGCUUGGGAAUCAACAAUGGGAGCCAUUUUCUCACCAUUAAGAUCUAAAUACUUAUAUACUUCUUGAUCUAUGUAUACAUAAAAGCUGGUUAAAAAAACCCAGGGAAGAGCAUAGAAUCUUUAGGUUCUCGUACUCAUAGAUAAGUUAAGAAUAUGAUAGCUGCUUUUGCAGAAUGAUUGUUAGCAUCACAAUAAAGCUGUUGGGGUCUGGCUCUAGGG